AUGGACAUGGUGCUCGAUCGCGGUGCCCGAGGUGGCAAAUAUCAGAGCAUGCAACGCAAGAUGCUUAAUCAGAUUCCCGACAGUAUUAGUGUUCAAGAAGAUAAUUGGUUUAUUUUCGCCGUGGACGACUGCUUCACCGUCAAGGUCCCGUCCAAGGCGAGUUCCCUUCGCAAGGAGAAUAUCUUCGUCGCCCAAGCUUUGGCCCCCAAACCGACACCACCACCAGCAGCAGUUGUGCCGCCCGCGGCUGCCAGCCUUCAGCGGCACCUCGGCGAUCUCCUCUCGAGCAAAGAGGGCGCCGACGUGACGUUCAUGGUAGGCGACGAGGUGUUCGCGGCGCACCGUUACAUUCUCGCCGCGCGGUCGCCGGUCCUCAAGGCGCAGCUCUUCGGUGCUAUGAAGGAGAGCACCGGUACUACUAAAGAUGAUGCCGUGCGUGUCGAGGACAUGGCGCCGCAGGUGUUCGAGGCUCUGCUCUACUUCUUGUACACGGACUGCUUACCGUCGACGGAAUCGGAGACGCCGGCGCCGGAGCUGGACGUGAUGACUCAAUAUUUACUUGUGGCGGCAGAUAGAUAUGAUCUGGAGAAGCUGAAGCUGAUCUGCGAAGAGAGGCUUUGCGAGUGCAUUGACGCCAGCAAUGCGCGGUGA
This is a messenger RNA of Brachypodium distachyon (stiff brome), 651 nucleotides long. Its product is annotated as BTB/POZ and MATH domain-containing protein 3-like. Gene Ontology annotation, molecular function: protein binding. The record is from RefSeq and is a predicted model, not a curated record. NCBI's taxonomy places the organism in Eukaryota, Viridiplantae, Streptophyta, Magnoliopsida, Poales, Poaceae. Bases 1 to 651 code for a protein of 216 amino acids. The transcript is spliced from 2 exons. Gene Ontology annotation, biological process: protein ubiquitination.